Molecule: messenger RNA, 4091 nt
Organism: Lingula anatina
Lineage: Eukaryota; Metazoa; Brachiopoda; Lingulata; Lingulida; Lingulidae
Product: hypoxia up-regulated protein 1
Biological process (GO): endoplasmic reticulum unfolded protein response
Cellular component (GO): endoplasmic reticulum chaperone complex
Molecular function (GO): ATP-dependent protein folding chaperone; ATP binding
Source: RefSeq, a predicted model, not a curated record
AGUAAAAAGUAACCAAUCACGUCUCGCCACACCGAUUGCCGGCACCUUCCGCUAUAGUUCAACGUGUUCUUAAUUUCGUGUUUAAAAUUCCGACUUAAAGUUGACGCUUGCAUCACUAGUCCGUAUUUCAAGAUUGAGCAGGAUACAUUUGCUGUAAGAUGAGACAAAGUACUAAAAUCCUGGCAGCAUUGUUGCUGCUGGGAUAUUUAUGGACAAGCGCAGAGGGUAUGGCAGUGAUGUCAGUAGAUCUAGGAAAUGAAUUUAUGAAGAUUGCCAUAGUGAAGCCUGGAGUCCCUAUGGAAAUUGUCUUAAAUAAAGAGUCGAGGAGGAAAACUCCAGUUGUUGUAGCAUUCCGUAAUAACGAGAGAGAAUUUGGGGACCAAGCCAUGAAUACGGCUGUCCGUUACCCAGCCAAUGCCUUCCUCUAUCUGAAGGAUCUCCUGGGGAAGAAAGUGGACAACCCAGUAGUGAAACAUUAUCAACAGAGGUUCCCUUACCAUAACAUUGUACCCAGUGAUACGGGGACAGUUAUGUUCCAAAUAGAUGAAGUUCAUCUUCGCAGCCCACAUUCAAAACCUAGUUUUGGGAACACCAAGUAUUCUGUAGAAGAACUCCUAGGAAUGGUGCUCCAGGAAGCCAAACACCUGGCUGAGGGAUUCGCAGAGCAACCAAUAUCUGAUGUGGUGAUCACAGUACCUCCAUUCUUCAACCAGGCAGAGAGGAGGGCGAUGAACCUGGCCGCGGAGUAUGCUGGUCUCAAACUGCUGCAGCUUAUGAAUGAUAACUCUGCAGUUGCACUGAAUUACGGAGUGUUCAGGAGAAAAGAAUUUAACGGCACGGCACAACACUAUAUGUUCUUUGACAUGGGGGCCACCAGCACCAUAGUAACCAUUGUGGGUUACCAGUUAGUGAAAACUAAAGAGGGUUCUUAUACUGAGACGAACCCUCAGGUGACAGUUAAAGGUGUUGGGUUUGAUCGUGAUCUCGGUGGCCUGGAGUUCCAGUUGAGGUUCCGCGACCAUCUGGCAAGAUUAUUCAAUGGCCAGAAGAAGACCAGCUCUGAUGUCUUUCAGGACAAGAGGGCCAUGGGCAAGCUGUUUAAGGAGGCUGGGAGGGUCAAGAAUGUCCUCAGUGCCAAUACUGACCACUUCGCUCAGGUUGAGUCCCUGUUAGAUGACCAGGACUUCAAGGCCAAAGUGACCAGAGAAGAGCUGGAGGAGAUGUCCCAGGACAUGCUGGACAGAGUGGCCAAACCUAUAGAGGACGCACUUAAGGUGUCUCAGAUGACCAUGGGGGAGAUCAAGGAGGUAAUCUUGAUGGGGGGAGGGACCAGAAUGCCCAAGGUCCAGGAACUCAUCUCCAAGGCUACAGGAAGACAGGAGCUUGGCAAAAGCAUCAACACAGACGAGGCUGCUGCGCUUGGAGCUGUCUACCAAGCCGCUUUCCUCAGCAAAGGAUACAGAGUCAAGAAAUUCCUGGUCAAAGAUGCUAAUCUUUACCCUAUACAGGUUGAGUUUGAACGACAGAAGGAAGGAGAGGCUGUCAAGACAAUCAAACGCACCCUGUUUGGCCGUAUGAAUCCUUACCCACAGAAGAAAGUGAUGACAUUCAACAAACACACCGAGGACUUUAAUUUCCGUGUGAACUAUGGGGACCUGAGCUACCUGGAUGAGGUGGAUGUCAAGAAUUUUGAUUCCCUGAAUCUGACCAAGGUGACUUUGAAAGGAGUCAAAGCUGCCCAUGAGAAGCACAGUAAGGAUGCUGAGAGCAAGGGAGUCAAGGCACACUUCAGAAUGGAUGAGAGUGGAAUUUUAACUCUGGACAGGGUGGAAUCAGUUUAUGAAAAAGCUCCUCCUCCGGAAGAAGAAUCUACCCUAGCAAAACUUGGUAACACCAUUUCCAACUUCUUCUCUGGUAAGAGUGAGGAGGAAGGAAAUGUUGAAGACAGCAAAGAGAAAGAUGACAAAGGGAAGGAGAACGGAGGAGAAAAAUCUACGGACAGUAAAGAUGACACAUCAGAGCAGGACAAGAAGGAGAAAAAACAGAGUGAUAAGGCUAAAGAGGAAGAGAAAGAGAAAAAGGAAGAGAAAACAGAGAAUAAAAAGGACACCAAAGCUCAAAAAGAGGAAGUAAAGAAUGAGAAGAAGGAAGAAAAGACAGAUCAGAAAAAGGAUGAGACACCAAAGGAAGGCAAGGCAGACAAAGGUGAACAGAAGGGCAACGAGACCACUGACAAGAAAGAUGGUGAUGCAGCCAAGAAUGAGACAGCAGAGGAAAAAAAACCACCUAAACCAGUGACUAUAAAAGAGGAGAUCACACCAGAGUCCGAAAUCCUUGACCUCCUGCCGCCCAGCGAGGACGCAGUGAAAGCUUCAAUAAAAGUACUGGAAAAACUAAAGCAGAAGGACGAAGAUAAGAUUAAACUGCAGCAGGCCCAUAAUGCACUGGAAUCUUUUAUAUUUGAUGCCCAAGAUAAGCUGUACCAAGAACCUUAUGAACAAGCAUCCACCGAAGAAGAAAGAAGCAUGCUCCGAGAAAAAUUAACAGCAGCAUCUGAUUGGUUGGAUGAGUCAGAUGUGACAAAUACAAUACAGGAAUUCAAAGAUCAACUCAAAACUCUUAAAGAUGCCACUUAUGCCCUCUAUGAAAGAGUAAGAGAACACAGCGAGAGACCCAAAGCACUUGAAGCACUGAAGGAUAUGUUGAAUUAUACGGAUAUGUUCUACAAAGGAGUUAAAAAUUUGACAGAGAGCUUAGACGACCAACCUUAUACAGAAGUAGAAGUCACAACCUUAGAAAAGUUAAUAAAUGAAACAAAGAGUUGGCAAAAGACAAAUAUUAAAGCCCAGAAGGACACUCCACUGACAGACAAACCAGUGCUGUUAGUAGAGGAUAUUGCAGUUAAAAUCAGAGCUCUUGACAGAGAAGUCAAAUAUUUGAUGAACAAAGCAAAAACGUUUGUGCCCAAGAAGCCUGUUAAGCCAAAAAAUGAAACGGAGACACCUGGCAAUGAGACUAAAAUUGAAACGCCAAAUAAUGAGACGAAAUCUGAAGAGGAGGGACCUGCUGAAGGUCAAGCAGACAGCACUACUCCAGGCACAGAAGAGCCAGUGGAACAGCCGCCGCCUCCUACAGAAGAGGAAAAUAAAAAUAAUGAAGAAAAAUCAGAGCUACCAGAAUCAGAAGAAACAGAUAAAACUGGAAAGGAAGACAAAUCAUCAGAAUCUAAAGAAACAGACUCUAAAAAAGAUGAUGAACAUAUUGAACUUUAACAUUAGGUUAGUUACUAGGCAUUUAAGUUAUUUUAUUAAAGAAAAAAAGGGCACAAGAAAACCGAGCGGAAGUUUAGCAAAAAUGUUGUUAACAGAGCAAAAAUUGUAGAUGUGGAUAUGUGAAGAAUUCCUGAAUAUAGAAAUCAUAAAAAUUUAGCUACAAAGUCACCAGCCAAAGAAAAAAAAAAAUCAAAACCAGGGUUUCAAAUACUCAUUUCAUUAAAAAUUCUACUCUACUGCCAAUAAAUGUGGCCUUGGUUAUUUCCAUGGGAUAAAAAAUGUGUUACUGGCUGUAUAAGUUGGGUAUUUUGUCAGUAUUUAAAUACAUUUUGUACAUGACCGUGUCUCAGUCAGUGGUCUUCUGUGGUUAUCAUUUGGGACGUAGAACAAACAGGAGAGCAGAUUUGUGGAACUCGGGACGAAACGCAAUUGGUUGGAUGAAUGCCCAUUGUCCAGAGAACUUCCCAAUAUGACCUUGAUACAAAGAUGGUGACUCAAGAUGGAUAUGCUUGAGUUUAUGAUUGAACAGGUGGUGAUGUAAAGUCACUUGAUAUUGUUACUAACAGUUAUUCACGUCUAUGUGACAGAAAUAUAUGAAAUUUAAAAAAAAAAGCACUGGUAAAAUUCCUGGCCCAAUGGUCGCAAUCUCGUCUCAAAGAGAGUUAUUACGGGCCAACUUUAUUAAUUUAAAUGUUAUGUAUGAUCUCUUUACACAUUUAAUGUGAUAUGGUGUUCUUUAUGAAUGUUCAGGUACUCGGAGAUGUGAAAGAAAUUGAUAUAAUUUUUGUAAAGACAAAAGACAUUAAAAUAUUACAUUAA